GCGGCCGCUCCAGCCCUCCCAGGCUUAGAAGAAGUGCGACAUCCCUGCCUUCUUUCUGGUUUCUGUCCUCCGAGCAGGCUCUGGACUCGGGGACUCAGACCGCCCUGCUUGCUCAGGCUGAAGCCGGGAUUGGGUGCUGAAGCGCCGCCUCCGUCUCUGUGCGCCCGCGCGCUCGCUCCCGCCCUACUCCCCUCCCAGCCGGCUCCGGUCGCAACCGUUUGGGAUCCGCACUGCAGCUGCCAGCCGGUCUCCCGGAGCUCCUGCUGCUCCCGCCGCGUCUCUCUGAUCCUCUCGUCUCCGGAGCUCCAGCUGCCCACGGAGCCUCGCCGGCUUGGACUCUCUUGAGUCCCGCGUGCGGAGUCGUUCCGGCGCAGCAGCGAGGACCCGGGAGGCCGACGGUGCUCUCGGAUGCGGCAGGACAAGCUGACCAGCUCCCUGCGUCGCGGCGGGCGAUGCCAGAAGCGCCAGGGCGGCGGCGGCGGUGGCGUGGGCACCAUCCUGAGCAAUGUGCUCAAAAAGCGCAGCUGCAUCUCACGGACCGCGCCCCGGUUGCUGUGCACCUUGGAGCCGGGAGCUGACACAAAAUUGAAGUUCACACUUGAGCCAUCUUUAGGCCAAAAUGGGUUUCAGCAGUGGUAUGAUGCUCUCAAGGCAGUUGCCAGACUGUCAACAGGGAUCCCAAAGGAGUGGAGGAGAAAGGUCUGGCUGACCUUGGCGGAUCAUUAUCUGCACAGUAUUGCCAUCGACUGGGACAAAACCAUGCGCUUCACUUUCAAUGAGAGAAGCAAUCCCGAUGAUGACUUAAUGGGGAUCCAGAUCGUCAAGGAUCUGCACCGCACGGGCUGUAGCUCCUACUGCGGCCAGGAGGCCGAGCAGGACAGGGUGGUCCUGAAGCGGGUGCUGCUGGCGUACGCCAGGUGGAACAAGAAUGUCGGGUACUGCCAAGGCUUCAACAUCCUAGCUGCUCUGAUUCUGGAAGUGAUGGAGGGCAAUGAGGGGGAUGCCCUGAAAAUUAUGAUUUACCUGAUUGACAAGGUACUUCCCGAGAGCUACUUUGUCAAUAACCUUCGGGCACUGUCCGUGGACAUGGCUGUCUUCAGAGACCUCUUGAGAAUGAAGCUCCCUGAGCUGUCUCAGCACCUUGAUGCUCUUCAGAGAACGGCAAACAAAGAGAGCGGAGGUGGCUAUGAGCCCCCGCUCACCAACGUCUUCACGAUGCAGUGGUUUCUCACUCUCUUUGCCACGUGCCUCCCUAACCACACGGUUUUGAAGAUCUGGGACUCAGUCUUCUUUGAAGGCUCGGAGGUCAUCCUGAGGGUGUCGCUGGCUAUCUGGGCAAAGCUGGGAGAGCAGAUAGAGUGUUGUGAAACCGCAGAUGAUUUCUACAGCACCAUGGGGCGUCUCACUCAGGAGAUGCUGGAAAACGACCUCCUGCAGAGCCACGAACUCAUGCAGACCGUUUAUUCGAUGGCUCCGUUCCCUUUCCCACAGCUGGCGGAGCUGAGGGAAAAGUAUACCUACAACAUCACACCAUUCCCAGUCACAGUGAAGCCCAUGUCAGUUUCCGGGCGACAUGGUAAGGCCAGAGACAGUGACGAGGAGCAUGAGCCUGAUGACGAGGAUGCUGUUGCUAGUGCCGUGGGAUGCCUUGGGCCUUUCAGUGGGUUCCUGGCACCUGAACUGCAAAAGUACCAAAAGCAGAUUAAAGAAACAAGCGAGGAACAGAGCCUGAGGUCCAACAACAUUGCGGAGCUGAGCCCGGGAGCCAUCAAUUCCUGUCGAAGUGAAUACCACGCGGCCUUCAACAGUAUGAUGAUGGAGCGCAUGACCACAGACAUCAACGCCCUGAAGCGGCAGUACUCUCGCAUCAAGAAGAAGCAGCAGCAGCAGCUCCACCAGGUGUACAUAAGGGCAGACAAAGGCCCAGUCACCAGCAUCCUCCCAUCCCAGGUAAACAAUUCUCCAGUGAUAAAUCACCUUCUGCUAGGGAAAAAGAUGAAAAUUACAAACAGAGCCACCAAGAAUGCAGUCAUCCACAUCCCUGGCCAUGCAGGAGGUAAAAUGUCUCCUGUCCCCUACGAAGACCUCAAGACCAAGCUCAACUCUCCUUGGCGGACUCACAUCAGAGUCCACAAAAAGAACACGCCACGGACCAAGAGUCAUCUGGGCUGUGGGGACACCGUAGGGCUGAUUGAGGAGCAGAAUGAAGGCUGUAGGGCCAGCGGCCUGGGGGCAGCUGAGGAGUUUCCCUCGAGCUGUGCAGCCACAGCUCGUGGUGAGGGCAGCAGCUGUGCCGGUGGCACUCCAAGGACAAUCGAAGGGCAGUCGCCGGAGCCAGUAUUUGGGGAUGCCGAUGUUGUCGAUGUGGCUGCAGUGCAGGUGAAAUUAGAAGCCUUGGAACUGAACCAGAGGGAUGCCCCUGCCGAGACUGAGCCCAAGGAGCACCUUCCCUGCCAGCAGCAUGCCCCAGAGUCAGCGGGUGGCCCCGGGGAACACCAGGCUCCCAGCAAUCCUCUCCCUGUCAGCAACUCAAAAGCCCCGAUCUUCAGCCCUUUUCCUAGCGUCAAGCCGCUUCGAAAGUCAGCCACGGCCAGGAAUUUGGGGUUGUACGGCCCCACAGAAAGAACCCCAACCAUGCACUUCCCUCAGAUCAGCAGGAGCUUCAAUAAGUCAGCCACAGGGAGCAGCAGCAGCAGCACUAAGAAGCGAUGAUGCCUCCCGGGGGCUCAGCAUCUGGACUCGCGUGGCAUGGCGGUGGACUCGCGUGGCAUGGCGACGUUAGCAUGCCAGCCACACCCUUCCUGUUCUGUUUGUCCAGUGAGAACGAAUCAAGAGGCUACGAGCCGAGCACUGACUGCCCAUCAAAGUGGGAACUGGAAGUGUCAUGGUGGGAACCGGGGUAGGGGCCUUUCCUACCCACUAGGUAGCUGGGAAAGUGGAUUCUUGUGACUGAAUAAAUUGUGUGCUUCUCAAGUGUGGAGUUUCUCCAAUUUCCCUUGUGAACUCUUUAGAAAAGACAAUAUGUAGACUGUUAAGCCCUCUUCCGGCCUUUUCAGCGCCUUUUUUGGGAUCUCUGAAAACAACAACACGUCCCCCUGGCCUUCCUGUCCUCUGGGCAUCACUAAUCCUCCAGCAUGAACGAACACACCAGCUUGCUAGAACUGAAACUGUACAAAUAAGUUUCUUAGUUGCAAAAAAAAAAA
Microtus ochrogaster (prairie vole) is the source of this 3203-nucleotide messenger RNA. RefSeq names its product TBC1 domain family member 30. NCBI's taxonomy places the organism in Eukaryota, Metazoa, Chordata, Mammalia, Rodentia, Cricetidae. Gene Ontology annotation, cellular component: endoplasmic reticulum. The record is from RefSeq and is a predicted model, not a curated record.